Messenger RNA from Echinococcus granulosus, 393 nucleotides. RefSeq lists its product as hypothetical. The transcript is spliced from 3 exons. The record is from RefSeq and is a predicted model, not a curated record. NCBI's taxonomy places the organism in Eukaryota, Metazoa, Platyhelminthes, Cestoda, Cyclophyllidea, Taeniidae. The coding region runs from base 1 to 393 and encodes 130 amino acids.
AUGCAAAUUUUUUCUUAUUCUGUAACACUUAAACAUGAAUUUUCACUCACUGUAGUCAGGUCUGCUUACCAGUGUAACCACUUCAGCACCUCUAGUCAUCCUCGAGGAUGCAGAACUUCAAAACCGUGGAAGUUUGUUUUAUUCCCAAUUCGUCACAGUACAUUUGGAGAAGGUGUGAUAUGGUGUGCGGUGGCGAAACUAAGCACUCAAAAAUGGUUAGAUAUUUUUAACAUCGGUUCGGGACCUAUUUGUUAUUUCAAUUUACCCAGUAAGCCGCACGAUUCUUUUAAGUCUUCCGUGAUGGUGAAAUGGGACGUCAUUUUUGAUACUCAUCCUAGUGGUCUUCACUUCUCCGUUUUACCUCCACAACAAGGGUUAAUUAUGCAACAUUAG